CUGCGCUCCCUCUGCUGCAGGAUGCUGUUUCCUCCCUGCCUGGUGGGCUGCUCGAGGACCUGCUCCCGAGUCCUGGGGCUGAGCCUGGGGGCUACAGCGCUGUUUGCUGCUGGCGCCAACACAGCACUCCUCUUCCCCAACUGGGAUGUCACCUACCUCCUGCGGGGCCUCGUGGGCCGGCAUGCCCUGCUGGGCUCCGGGCUCUGGGGAGGGGGCCUCAUGGUGCUCAUGGCUGCCACCCUCAUCUCCAUGAUGGGCUGGAGAGGCUGCUGCUUUGAGAAGACCGCACCAUGUUGCAGUAUCCUCACCGCUCUGCUUGCCAGUGGUUUGGCUUUGCUUGGAGCCCUCAUCUGCUUUGUCACUUCCGGAGUGGCCCUGAGAGAUGGCCCACUGUGUAUGUUUGACAUCUCAUCCUUCAAUCAGACACAGGCGUGGAAAUAUGGUUACCCCUUCAAAGACCUGCGGCACAAAAAUUAUCUGUAUGAUCCUUCCCUCUGGAGCUCAGUCUGCCUGGAGCCCUCCAAGGCUGUUGUCUGGCACGUAGCCUUCUUCUCUGUUCUCCUGUGCGUGAGUGCCCUCCAGCUUCUUCUGGUGGCCAUCCAUUCCGUCAACAGCCUCCUCGGCCUCUUCUGCAGCUUCUGUGAGGAGUGACAGGGUCUCCCUAUGUAGUCCUGACUGGCCUCCA
This is a messenger RNA of Octodon degus (degu), 685 nucleotides long. RefSeq names its product transmembrane 4 L six family member 19 (gene Tm4sf19). Bases 22 to 651 code for a protein of 209 amino acids. The transcript has 5 exons. The record is from RefSeq and is a predicted model, not a curated record. Lineage: Eukaryota; Metazoa; Chordata; Mammalia; Rodentia; Octodontidae. Gene Ontology annotation, cellular component: membrane.